Molecule: messenger RNA, 4415 nt
Organism: Chenopodium quinoa (quinoa)
Lineage: Eukaryota; Viridiplantae; Streptophyta; Magnoliopsida; Caryophyllales; Amaranthaceae
Product: heat stress transcription factor A-2c-like
Exons: 3
Coding region: 1281-2432 (383 amino acids)
Biological process (GO): regulation of transcription by RNA polymerase II
Cellular component (GO): nucleus
Molecular function (GO): RNA polymerase II cis-regulatory region sequence-specific DNA binding; DNA-binding transcription factor activity
Source: RefSeq, a predicted model, not a curated record
UUUUCAUUUUGUUUUUCUUUUUUUGCUUUUUUUUCUCUAAAAAGUAAAUCAUGGACUAGAAACAAUCAAUUCUAUCCUGAAAUUGCCCAUAACUUCCCAUUCUUCAACAAUGUCAAUUCUGCAAAUCAGCUUUCAUUAAUAUCUGUCUCUCUAAUAUGGAGUACUGCAUCCUUUAUUUUUCUUGCUUCCCACCCUUUUCUUAAUUAAUUUUUUCCUUUUCAAAGUUCCCUUUUUAGGGGGUAACCCAAAACAAAACUCAAAAAAUAAAUAAAAAAUAAUCACUCUAAAAAAACCUAGAACCUUGUGAUCAGUAGUGAGUACCUUAUUUUAUAUGACCCCCAAUAACAGGUGGGGCAUUUUCUCCUAUCUACACCAAUCAAAGUGCUCAAAAUAACAUUUCUUUAUUCCUCAUAUUUUUAUUUUUAUUUUAUUUUUUUCUGUUGGAUAAUCAAACCCACUCCACAUUAGCAUGGUCAGCAUGACUCAGCAAAACAAGUUUUUUUUAAAAAAAUUUUAUUUUUAUUUUUGCUCCCCUUCCUGAAUAAAUUCCAGAACUUUCCAAGGCUCCUCAUCCCAAUAUAUCAACCAAAAUAUAAAAAAUUUAACAAAUUAAAAGAGGACACCUACCCAAAUCCACAAAUAAAAUAUUAAGCCUUUGCCAUUUUAGAUGGUUCCUUUCUCCAUCCCUUCUAAACUCUAGAACUUUCUACUCAAAAUUAUAUUUUAAUUAUUAUCAUAGGUUAUAUAAGUUUCUAUUUAAGGGUCCAAAUGUCACACUUUUUAUAUCCCCUCAACCUUAUUAAUCACAUUAUCUCCCCCAACAAAUCAACAAUAACUGCCAAAACCUACCUUCUUCUUUCCAAGCAGAGCUAAAACAGAGCAUGUCUUACUGUCUUCCAAAAAUCAUACAACUUUUUUCUUCAAAUUUCCUCAAUUUUCUCUCAAUUUCUCCUCUUUUAUAUACCAAUCAAAGCUUCCUUCUGUUUUUGUAUAAUUUGUAACCUUUCUCUCUCUUCUUUCCCUGCCUUUUAAGUUAUUGAUUUUGAUAUUUUCUGUACAAAGUUGAUCAAAUUUCAUCUUGGUUUUUUGCUUAAUUCCCUUUCAAUUUGAAGAAUUGGAAAUUUGAAUUUCAUCUGAUUUGCUUCAAUUUCAAUAAUUUCACUUCAAUUUGAGUCACAUUGUGACUCAAUCUUUGAAAAAAAAUUGCUUUUUAUCUUUGACUAAUCACCAAAAGUAAAGCAUACCCAGAAAAAUUCAACCUUUGUUAUAACAUUUCAACUAUGAAUCUUUUAUAUCCAGUUAAAAAAGAGUUCCCAGAAUCCAGCUCGACGACGUUGACCUUUUCCGGUGAGAUUUCAAGAAAUUUUCCGGCACCUCAGCCUAGAGAAGGAUUACAUGAAGUGGGUCCACCUCCAUUUUUAACGAAAACAUAUGAAAUAGUUGAUGAUCCAAGUACUGAUAGUAUAGUGUCUUGGAACAGAGGAGGUCAAAGCUUUGUGGUUUGGGAUCCUCAUGCUUUUGCUUCUGGUUUACUUCCUAGAAAUUUCAAGCAUAAUAAUUUCUCUAGCUUUGUCAGGCAGCUUAAUACUUAUGGUUUUAGGAAGAUUGAUCCUGAUAGAUGGGAAUUUGCAAAUGAAGGGUUUUUAAAGGGGCAAAAGCAUCAACUGAAGAACAUAAGGAGAAGGAAACACUCAUCUAAUCCCAUGUUUUCUCAACAGGGAGUGAUAGACCCUUGUGUAGAGCUAGGUAGAUUUGGGGUUGAUGGUGAAGUGGAUCGAUUGCGACGCGAUAAACAAGUGUUAAUGAUGGAAUUAGUGAAGCUUAGACAACAACAACAGAACACAAGAUCAUUCUUGCAAGCAAUGGAACAAAGAUUACAAGCUACUGAGAUGAAGCAACAACAAAUGAUGAACUUUUUAGCUAGGGCAAUGCAAAACCCUGCAUUUCUCCAACAGUUAGUCCAACAAAAGGAGAAAAGGAAAGAACUUGAGGAAGCAUUAAGCAAGAAAAGGAGGCGGCCUAUUGAUCAAGGGCAAAAGGGUCAUUUACACUGUGGGGAGUCAAGUGGGUAUGCAAGUGUAACAAGUGGUAGUAGUGUACCUUUAGGAAUGGGACAUGUUAAGGCUGAGCCAUUAGACUUUGGUUCUUAUGGGUAUGAUCAAUAUGAUCCUCUUGGUCCAGUUUCUGAGCUUGAGGCAUUAGCCCUUGAGAUGCAAGGUUAUAAUAGGGGAGGGACCGAGCUGGGGGAGGGACAGCGUGGUGGUUUGGACCAAUUUGAAGGCGAUGAUAAAGAACUCGAUGAGGAAUUUUGGGAGGAGUUACUAAAUGAAAGGUUUAAGGCUGCUGCCUCUAGUGAUCAAGGGGGCGAAGAGCAGGAGGAUGUGAAUGUGCUAGCUGAUAGAUUGGGGUACUUAGGUUCAAGCCCCAAGUAGAUGGUUCAUUUCUAUGGUAGGAUUUUAAUCAGUUGAUGCUCGCUUAAAUAUUUGCCAUGUUUUUGUGUAGCUUAAUGUGUUUGUUUCAUUUACAGGAGAGGGGGAAGAACCUAUCUGCAGCCAACAAUAACUAUUUAGAGGAAGAUUUAAAAUGCUUAAAUUUCAAGUCUUUUUCUAAUGAUUCCUCUCUUUGUUUUCGGUUCAAGUCUUUGGACUUUUCGAAUUUUCCUUCUCAUUUGUGUUUACAUAUUGUAGGAAUGCAGGAAUAUUUCAGAAUGUAGAAGCUAAGUUGAAGUUAUUUGCACCAAAAUUGUGCAAAGAUUGAUUGGAUGAAGUUCAAAUCGAAAAGAGCUUGCUGUGCCAACAAAUCAACAAGAUUGAGAACAUGGUAGUUUAAUUUCUGGUUGAAAAUUUUUUAAGUUUUGUGGCUUUUGGUCAGGAUUCAGCUGGGGAAUCCUGGUUUAUUCACUGCCUUGUAAAUUGCAAGUAUCACACACCAGUCAUUUCUUUUUCCACAAUGUCCCUAUCACCCCCAUUAGUGAUUAGACCCCCUAACACUUUCUCUCUUUCCACCCCUUCCCCCUACACCACAUCCCCACUGUUCCUGCUGUUUUCGACGUGUUUUUUUUUAAAAGAAAAUAUUCGGAAAGAGUUUGAUGGAUGUUUUUUCAUUAGCCCAUGAGGGGACGAACAAAUUCCACGUGUUUCACUUUGGUCAUGGACUUGUUCGUCUAGCACCCUAGCUUAUGGGGCAUAUGGUUAUAUGAAUAAGACCUAUGUAGUGGCCAUGUAGGUCUUAUUUGUUUCCCCAUGGGUUUGUUGGAGAAAAAACUUUUGUCCAUCCCCUUGUAUUUACUUUUAAAAAAAAAAUUGUCGAGUGAUGGUUGCAGCAGUGAGGAUGCCAAGUGCUCACAACGUGAAGAACUUGGCUAAAAUUGUGGAGGGGGUGUGACCUUUGUGAGGUUACUUUUUUUUUUUUUUUUUUUUUUUUUGGGGGGGGGUUGCUUGAAGGGGGUGUGGAUGUGAGUCUGCGAGAUGGUGGUUCACAAGGCAGGGUUGUGGUGGUGACGAGGGAUUGGGAGGGAGGGAUAUGUGGCGGGGAGAAUUUUGGAGUGGGGAAGGGGGGAUAUAAGAUGAUAAUUAACUGUUGAGUUUUACUUGGUGCACAAAACUCUACAUUACCAUAUUGAGAGAAAAGCAUACCUCUAGUAGCCAAGAUUAGAAGAUGUAUAAAUCCAGUGGUGAAACUAGAGAUUUAACCCUUGUAUUAAAUGAGCGUAUUGUCGUAUUGUAUAUAACUUGUUCAGUAUUUUCAAAUUACAUUAAAGUCAAUUAUUUGUGGAGUUGACUUUUAUAUAAUUUGGGGUGACUAAACAUGUUGUAUACAAUAUAUUUUGCGUACAAAUGCACCAAAAGAGAAUUAGAGAUAACAAAGCAAGCAAAUUAACCCCAACUUUUUAUAGAAUUUGUGGGGAUUGGAGGGGACAGGAUUCCUUGUUGGUCUCCUGAGUAGAGACUUUUUCUUAAAAAUCCGAUCAUCAACAUAGUGUAUUACAUUACCUGCUAACACUGCAAGUACUACAUAGUAACAGGUGUGUUAUUAUCAAGGAAGACCAAAUGUUCCUAAAUUUUAGAACUCGAUUUAGUCAAUGGUAACUAGUAUUGACUAUAUCUUACUGUUCAAUGGAUUUAAAAUUUCUGAACUUAUGGUUGUAUUAAGUACACUGCUACACACUGUAUAAUGUGCACGUACCAAACAUAAGAAUUCGUUUGACUUUGACUUAGACUUACCAGAGAAGGAAAGGUUACUAGCUACAGUAUUUGUAAAUUGUAAUCAUAAACCAAUUCAAUUCAACUCCUUUCAAGGCCUUUGUCAAAUUCUUUGCAAGAUGGCUGGUUACUGAUUUGGUUGUAAACAUUAGUCUCCCGCGUUUUUAUAUGUAUAUUACACUGUUAUUACAAAAUAAAUCGAGCUGUCAACUA